Colletotrichum navitas is the source of this 821-nucleotide messenger RNA. RefSeq lists its product as uncharacterized. The transcript has 2 exons. The record is from RefSeq and is a predicted model, not a curated record. Bases 116 to 655 code for a protein of 179 amino acids. NCBI's taxonomy places the organism in Eukaryota, Fungi, Ascomycota, Sordariomycetes, Glomerellales, Glomerellaceae.
CGGGGAGCUUCAGCUUCAGCAAAGACAACGAACGAAUGUACUCCGCUUCCUACACUUGUCUGGGCACACGCACAUCCAUCCUCACUCACACGCUCGACAUUUGACAACGAAUGGCAUGUCAAGACUGGAUGGGGAAGGGAGAAGAGAGUGGAGGGGAGGAGAGAGGAGAGGGGAACAACGACCGGGACCUACCAAUCUACGAAUACUGGACCAACCUUACUGCUCCAUCCCACCUGCAAGCAGGACGAAGAUCCUCGACUGGCCUUUUCCUUUUUUCCCCCCAAUGCGGUUGGAGUCCGACCAAGAUCAGCCAAUCCAGUCAGUCAGUGUACGAGGCGCCAUCUGUCGCCGUGAGUCUGUCAGCGUUGCGCUUCAGGAUGAGAAUAUCGAGAGCUGUUGUUGGUGCACCGUGUACGGAUACAUUGCUUGCCGUUAUUUUUACUCCGUCCCCUAUGAAGACGGAUGGAUUGCCCUGGGGGUGAGGUGGCAGAGACCCCCUCGCAUACAUCACAUGAUGCCAACGGUACCCCAUUCUUGGACAUCCAACCCACCGCCGAUUGCGUGCUCCUCCGUCUUGGCGGCCGGUUGGUCUCUCAUUCUCAACCUCAAACUCAACAGCGCCUCAUCACUCACUAUCGUCAAAUGCAGCCAUUGAGCACACUCCAAGAUACGGCUUGCACACAGCACUCCGAACCAACACACCUGUGCCUUUCCAUUCGCAUCAUCAACUUGUUCCCCGCCGCCAAUGACGAAGCUCGGGAACCCAAUUUGACAACGUCAGACAGACGUUUACGUACUCUACCUUAUCUCGACCAGUCCAA